UCCACCGCUUCACACUUCCUCUGACACUGCCACUGUCGCCUCGCCCCUCCCCUCGAGAACCUACCCGCCCGCGCGCCCUCGGCUCUCCGCCCCCGUCCCUCCAUAUAGUUCGAAAUCGAAACCACCGCGGGAGCGCAACACCGGAGUCCCCCCAGAUGGCCGAGGACAAGGAGACCGACUCGCCGCAGCCGCCGGCCAAGCUACCCCGUCUCUCCUGCGCCGACACGAGCGCCGGGGAGGUGACCAUGGCGGCCUCGUCGCCGCUGGUCCUCGGGCUGGGGCUGGGACUCGGCGCGGGCGGCGGCGGCGGUGGCGAGCGUGACGGCGAGGCGUCCGCGGCGACGGCGGCGCCCAAGAGGGCGUCGGCGCUGACGUUCAUGCAGCAGCAGGAGCUGGAGCACCAGGUGCUCAUCUACCGCUACUUCGCCGCGGGCGCGCCCGUGCCGGUGCACCUCGUGCUCCCCAUCUGGAAGAGCGUCGCCGCCUCCUCCUUCGGCCCGCAGCGCUUUCCCUCCCUGGUGGGCCUGGGGAGCCUGUGCUUCGACUACCGCAGCAGCAUGGAGCCGGAGCCCGGGCGGUGCCGGCGCACGGACGGCAAGAAGUGGCGGUGCUCCCGCGACGUGGUGCCGGGCCACAAGUACUGCGAGAGGCACGUCCACCGCGGCCGCGGCCGUUCAAGAAAGCCUGUGGAAGCCGCCUCCGCAGCUGCCCCGCCGCCGACCGCGGCGGCCGCCGCCGUCAGCAGCAGCCGCGGUGGCGCCCCCGUCGCCCACCACGGCGGCGCGGCCCCGCACGGGCUCGGCUUCUCCCCCACCAGCGUCCUCCUCGCCCACAGCGCCGCGCGUGCCACAUGAGAGCGCACGCCGUCGGCGCCACCGUCAGUCAGUCCGUCACGCUGUGCGGCUUGGGGCCUUGGGCCACACCCGGAUGACGAGGGAAAACGGAAUCCGCAGGGAUUGCUAUGUCGUGUGUGCUGCAAUUUUUUUUCGUUUUCUCUCGCAACUUUCCAAACCAGUUUGCGCCGUUCGAUGGCAUGCAUCGCGGCGUUUGCUUCUCUUGUUACGUGUGCUGUUACGCCU
Messenger RNA from Setaria italica (foxtail millet), 1079 nucleotides. RefSeq names its product growth-regulating factor 10. NCBI's taxonomy places the organism in Eukaryota, Viridiplantae, Streptophyta, Magnoliopsida, Poales, Poaceae. Gene Ontology annotation, cellular component: nucleus. The transcript has 3 exons. Gene Ontology annotation, molecular function: ATP binding. Gene Ontology annotation, biological process: developmental process; DNA-templated transcription; regulation of DNA-templated transcription. The record is from RefSeq and is a predicted model, not a curated record. The coding region runs from base 156 to 854 and encodes 232 amino acids.